GAUAUUUAUAUUGAAAUCGCCUAAAAUCAUAGUAAAUUGGUUUCCCUGUUGCGCUAUGAUUGUAAAUAGUUCCCUCAAAGCACCUUCCAAAACGACUUAGAGCAAUUAUGCUCUUUAUAUACAGUACCGCAGAUUAUGUCUUCUAUGCGUAAAUAUAAUUUCAAUUCAUGAUUGCCUGGUAUAUUAUUCAAUCAUUAGAACACUUUUGCCAAUAUCCCUAGAGUUUUAAGAGUUGGCUAUUUAUAGGAGUCACUGUUAAACUUGAAAAUAAUAAUUAGAYAGGUAAUGUUCCGAGUCGAUAGAUUCAUUACGAACUCACUCUAAUGAUGCUAAAAUUAAAACGUAAAAAUCUAUUUUGAAAGAGAUCAAUGAUAUUGGUAUUGCUAUCAUUCAACCGGAUUUACUUUAUUUAAGAAUUAUUUAUUAUGUUACUUGGCUCAGUUAUAUCACAGCUCACAGAAAAAAAUCUGUCUUUAAAAUCUACUUUCGCCCUAAAUGUCGUCUAACUGGUCCACGUUUAUGUUUUWAAAGCUGAUGUAGGUAUAGGUUGUCCAUAAUGUAAAUAGAUGUCAACUUCCUCAUUCAGGAGCACGCGCAACAGCUAACCGUGCCAUCGGUAGAAUAUUAAUAAGAAUUUAGACACUUUCUGCUAGUAUGAAAUAUUUUAUUUUACGAGUAUGGUAAAAGCUGUAAAAGCUAGGAGUUAAUUAUCACUCUGAUUCAAGGCAUUGCGUCGACGAAUCAUGAUCCUGAACCAAUGAUCAUCUGUCAUUCUGAUCUUAUCUUGUCAUAACCAGUUURACUAGUUAUCUAACGUCAUAUCUAUGAAUUAUAAAUAGGAUAUAGUAUAACCACCAUUSUCUUGUACACCACACUACAURAGAGAGACWAYACACUACACUWCGACUGAAUUGAUCURAAAAUCGUGCAACGUCYGAGUCUUGCAUACGUACUCUGCACCUCUUCAAGAAUAAGCUCAGUCAAUGCCAKAACAAAAUACGUCUCUUUUAACAGCUGUACAGCUUUUCACCUACUGAUGUAGGUAGCCAUGGUUUUUGCUUUCUUUCUGUGGAUGUUCCUUCAAACGUCUCAUUGGACAUGCACUACUCAAAGGGAUUUCAACAUUUCUUUUCACAACCAGACGGCGAACUCAUCUCAAUAUGAUUUUACGGAGAGUCCUGAAGAAGAGAGCGCUGUUGUAAAUCUAAAUCACAUAUUCGCCAAACAUUCGGCACCUCCGCAUUCUCCAGGACUGCAGUGUGCUGAUAAUUAUGUAGUGGAUAAAAGAAACAAUAUAUGCAGAGAGAAGUUACCUUCUCCAACGGUUGCUAUGUCACGCUCUAAAUACCAUUUCAUCAAUGGAAGCGAGACAACCAACAUGACUAAUGUUACCAAUGUCUUUUGGAGAAUGAACUGCUCAAAUCAAUCGCUUUUAAUGGUCGACGAAGGAGACUUUUUGGUCUUGGAAAAUAAAUCUGUGUUUGUGAACGCUUCAAAGAUGACUUAUGAUAAGUCAGAAUAUAUCUGGAUGAAUCGCAGUGUCUUGGUGUGUGUCAAUCAUGCUGUUGCCUAUCAAAUUAAUUGUUCGGGAAAUUGGGGACUGAUGAACGAAAGCGAAUACUCGAUUCUGUCCAACAAAUCCAUUUAUGUGAACGCUUCUCUUAUGCUAUACGAUCCACCGAAAUUUAUUUGGAAUAAACAAAAUCUUUAUGUCUGCGAUAACCUUUUCGUAGACUCUGACAACAGGAAUAUCAUGUCAAACGAAGAUGAUGAUAUCAUUUCGGAUUUGACAAUUGUAUGCAUGUCAAUAUCGAUUUUUGCACUGGUCUUUGUCCUCAUCACCUAUUCCUUGUUCACCGAGCUAAGAACACCACCAGGUAUUAACCUCAUGAACCUCAGCGUUGCCAUUCUGCUCUCACAACUCUUGUGGCUUGUUGGAAGUAAACAACUGACUGACAAACCCAUGGUUUGUACUGCCAUCGCUGUUCUUCUUCACUACUUUUUCCUGGUUUCUUUCGUGUGGACGUCCAUCAUCGCAUUUGACACUUGGAGGGCCUUCACUGCAAAACGGAGACGUUCCAUGGUUGACUCGAAGCGCAAAAGACUGCUGCAUAGCUUGCGAUAUAUGGCUGUUGGAUGGCUGUCUGUCAUGGUGUACGUUUCAAUCUGUGUGGCUCUUGACCAAUCACAGACAGUCGCCAUAGGAUAUGGGUCACGUGUAGCCUGCUGGAUUACUAACUUCGAUGCCAAAUGGAUUUUCUUUGCAACUCCUCUGGGGCUCGUCACCGUCUUCAACAUUGUCUUCUUCUCCAUGACGGUAAAAGCGAUCAGGUCUACCCGUAGCCAAGCCAGAAUGAUAUCAGUCAGUUAA
Molecule: messenger RNA, 2371 nt
Organism: Exaiptasia diaphana
Lineage: Eukaryota; Metazoa; Cnidaria; Anthozoa; Actiniaria; Aiptasiidae
Product: G-protein coupled receptor Mth2-like
Exons: 3
Coding region: 1049-2371 (440 amino acids)
Biological process (GO): cell surface receptor signaling pathway; G protein-coupled receptor signaling pathway
Cellular component (GO): membrane
Molecular function (GO): G protein-coupled receptor activity
Source: RefSeq, a predicted model, not a curated record